ACCGCGCAGGCGCGGGGGCAAGCGGCCGAGUUUCCGGUCGGGCGCCGGGUUCGGGUCGGCUCGGUUCGGUCAGCCGCUCGGGAGGAUGUGGAGAACUGCCGCGGUGGCGGCGCUGGUGGCCGUCACUCUGCACCUGCUCCUCUCCUAUUACCCGAUGGAUGCUCCCGUGGAGGCCGUGCGGAUCCUGUCCGAUUACCUGUUCGGCCAGAGGGUGAUGCGGGCGCCAGAGGAGGUGGUGGCUGAGGCCUGGGACUCGCUGAUCAGAGCCCCCAGCAACGGCUGGAGCAGAGUGGCUGUGGGAAUUACCUCUGUUCUUACUAUUGUAAACUCGAUUGGCCUGAAUGAGCAAGAGCUGUUGUUCAUCAGUCAGGCUGGUUCAGGACCUCACUCUUUGCAGAAGCAUUGGAAUGGGGCUCCUGAUGUUGGAAUGGUUAGUGAUAUUAUUUUCUGGCUUCUCAAAGAAUAUGGACGCACUGAUUCACGCAAGGAUUCGGAUUUAACUCGUCUUCAUUUCCACACACUGGCCUAUCACAUCCUGGCAACUGUAGAUGGUUACUGGAAUAAUCAAAUAUCAUCUCUUGUGGCUGGUGCGAGAGUUGCUGGGAAUCAGGCAUGUGGCACUGAUGCGAUCGAUCCAACAAAAGUUGUUCUUGAAUUUCCCAAAGAAUUUGUUCUCUCACAAACAGACGGAUUGCUGAAGAGUAAGAAAGUGACUUUGAACCCAGCCAACCCUGUGCAUACGUGGCACAGAGAAAACAUCUCAUUUUUCAUCACUCCUGUUCUGAUUUGUGUCAAUCCAGUAAGGACAGUGGGAUUGGGUGACACUAUCUCUGCUGAAGGGCUUUUAUAUUCUGAGCGGGUGUCUUUUCUGUGAACCUUACUGUGGAAAAAGACAGAACAAAGCUCUGUAUUUAAGGCAAAUGCUCUGUGUUUAGUAUGUAGGAAUUGGGGUGGUGGUGGUGAGAUACGACUCUAGUAGGAGCAGGAAGCACAGUUGAGGCUUUUGCUCCUUUUAGACCAAAGCCUGAUGUAUAAAAGUUGACCAGGAAUUGACCUAGUCACUCCCUUUUUCUUUUUGCUAUUUCCAUUGAUAAUGUCCCUUAGUCUCUAUUGUAUCUGAUACAAUUUUAAUAUUCUUUCCAUCAGGAAACGACUGCUAGUUCUAAUUUCUUUUUGUUAUGUUAAAAUGAACUUUGGAAAUCUCAGUGGAGAGUGUUGUCUUGUCUGGGAUACCAUAAUUUUGUGACUGGCAUAUUUUCAGUGUUGUGGGUUACAUGAUGCCAAUGUUAGAUUCUGAUUCUUCACCUUGAGAACCUGAAUUCUGAUCCAGCCCAGUGUGUUUGGGUGAAAAUCUUCACCAUCUGAUAGCUGUGGGGAUCUUCAGUUGGUGGUUUUAAUUCAAUGGGUUUGUUUACAACACAAUACUUCCACUAAUUUGACACUAAUGAGGAAUCUCAUUCAGAAACCAAAAGAUAAUCAGUAUGAGAGGUGGAAUGCUCACGUGAUUAAUGCAGUGGGACACUUUGCUGAGUUGGGAGUUGAUGCAUCUUAUUGGGGCAUUGCAGAGAAAUCUUUACUACUGUAGUUGGAUCUUGAAGUGCUUUAUUUUGCAAUCCCAGAGCAGAUUGAAUAAGCCUCUAGAGGGUGUACACUGAAGACUUAAAGGGAAAAUUCAACUCCAGGAGAGGGUCUACUCAUGGCGGCUGCUUAUACUCUUGUAAGUGAGAAGUUAAUGUAAAUAAAGGUACAGUUUAUAAAAAAGUCUUUAUUUGCAAAAUGUGAAGAUUCAUUUAAGCUGUCGGUUUAGUGUGACAAUUUCUGGAGCUGGAGAACAAAACUUACUUUCUUUACAGUCUAUGCUCCCGUCUUGGUACGUGAUAAAUACAAGAGAAAUUAGUUGAAACUGUUUUCUCUUCCUUAGCUGUGAUAGACCGAUAUCAAUCAGUACUUCAUCUGUGUUACAUAGCUCCAAAUAUUUCGCCACAGAUUUGGUAGACUGUGAUGUAGAAUUGUGCAGGAGUUUAAAUGGUCACAUUCUGUUACAUUUUACUGAUCCUCAAUGACAGAAAUUCAACUGAUCUUUCUUCAAAUGAUUGUUAUACUGAAUGGUUUGGGUUUUAUGUCUUCUAUAGGGUAUUAGGUGAGGUUAGUAAUUUGUAUUUUUAUGCUUAACUAAAUAGCUACUAGCUAAUAACAUUGAUUCAGGGAAAGAAAAAUCUCUUCCAAAACAGUGGGAUCCCUGAAUUUCUAUUUAUUUAAGGAGGAUUUGGUGAAAUAAAGAGCAGCUGAAGGGGGAAAAUUGCUGAGUUUUCCCUGUUUUUAGAAAGUGUUUGAACUGAUUUUGAUCAUGAUUCUGAUUUUUAGCUAUGCGUGACCUGGCUGAAGAGAAAAUGUAGUUCUGCCGAGUAACAAUGUAAAUAUAAAAGUUCCAGUUCCCACAGAGAUGCUGUCCUGAAUCAGUUGACCGGGGAGUUGUAAAGUUUGAUUUACAGUCUGUGCUGAGUCAGCUAAUUGCCACAGUGGGGUGCAGCUAUAGUGUUCUGUAGUUCAUUCUGGACCAGAACAGAACAAGCUGAGGUUCCUGAUCUGCGUGGCUAUUCUGGUAUCCCUGGUGCAGACUCAGAUUGUUGUUUAAGGGGCUGAAUCAGACUCAGCUGUUGUGUUCCACAGUGGAAUAGCCUCCACAAUAGAAUAACAGAACUGCAUGUGAGGAUUGGGCAUUAGGGCAUGUGUAAUAGAGGUUGGAUGUCUGGCAUAAAUGAGAAUCUGAAAAUCAGCUUGUCUUCCUCCCACCAUUCACCCCAAAUUACAGAUUAUCCCUUUGAGAGUAAUAGUUGAAGCAGAAGCAAAUGGCAGAAUUAGUGGCGUGUGCAGGUAACCUCCCUCUCUCUCUGAGCUUUUGGGAAUAUUGCUGAAUCAUCGACACACUGGGGCUUAAACUGCUUCUUCCUUUAUUCCUUGAUGGAUUCUUGCAGGAAAUCAGUUCCACUUGUAUUGGAAAUAUUGAUUUGAGUGUUUUAAUAUUUGCUUUCUGCUUUUUAACUUUCUUAAGCAGUGAGUUAAAUUCUUUGUUCUCCCUGUCUCCUAAUUCCUUUUAAAAUUUAAAAACUCCUGGAUUGUGGCUGCACUGUCACAUUUUUCAGAAGGAAGAGAAUUUUUACAAGAGGAGGUUUGGUGAAUGUUCUGUUGGCUGUUCAUUAAACCUUUGCUUUUCACAGGCCCUUAGUGCCAGAGGCGUGUCUGUAACUGAAAUUUCACAUUGUGGAAUGUGUACAUGAUGAAACAAUUUAAAGUAAAUUGUCUACUUAAAACAAUUUUUAAAUUGCUGAAUUUCCAAGCUUAUCAAACUAUUUUCACAAAUGCACAACAAUGUAAUCGCUUCAGUGCACUGUAACAGACAGUGGAAUGAUGUGCAAUGCUGAGCAUUUGUAUAAAAAUGAAAGGGAAAAAUAGAAUUCCUGGAACAUUAAUCGUGGUGCUGCAAUGAAGUGUCUAACAGCUGAUUGUAACUUUGGAUCUGCAUUAUAAUACAAAUUUGUCAGUAAGCUUGCCGUUCUUAUUGUAGGCAUUCCCCAAAGUUGUGGGAAUGUUCAUUAAGCCCAGCAAAGUGUAUCCUUCAGCAUAGCCUGCUUGUACAGAAACACCAGAGGCUAUGUGCUGCUUGGGGUGAACUGGAUCUGGUCUUUCUAUCACCACAUUGUCUACAGUUCUGGGCUGCCUGUACUUGACAGUACUGUCGAAGAUGGCUCCAGCUGAGCAUAGCUGCCGUUUCUGUCUAUUUACCCCCUCUUGUGGCACUGCUGAGAACAACACAAGUUUAUCCACAAAGGGCAGGAGAUUUGUGGCGGUCUCAUUGUUCAGCUAGGAUUUGACCAUGUGGCUAUUCGAGCUUCAGUUCAUUUGCAAGGACCAACUUUUUAGUUUUCUCCAUAAUAGAUACAUUGUUAGCAUGAACAAAACUUUUAUGGUUUAAAUUGCGGCAGAUUUUGCAGAACGAUAUUUGACACGGUUUCUGUUGACUCUUGCUAUUUUAGUUAACACUAUGAUUGCUGUAUGUUAUCUUUCACAUCUGUGUAAAGAGAAGCCUGGUGGUAACUCAUGGGCAUUUGUUAGCUGAUUUCAUGCCUUCUAUCUCUUGAUCAAAGUGCUGUUGUCAAACAUUACUCGAAAAUCUGAUUUUUUUCUGUUAAAUUUGUGGUUUAAGGCACUGUAUCAAUCUAGUGAAUAUAUAACUUUUUUUAAAGCAAGAUUUUGCAAUAAAUUUUUUUUCUAAAAA
Rhincodon typus (whale shark) is the source of this 4276-nucleotide messenger RNA. Its product is annotated as ADP-dependent glucokinase-like. The record is from RefSeq and is a predicted model, not a curated record. Gene Ontology annotation, biological process: glucose metabolic process. NCBI's taxonomy places the organism in Eukaryota, Metazoa, Chordata, Chondrichthyes, Orectolobiformes, Rhincodontidae. Gene Ontology annotation, molecular function: ADP-specific glucokinase activity. The transcript is spliced from 3 exons. Gene Ontology annotation, cellular component: endoplasmic reticulum. The coding region runs from base 86 to 874 and encodes 262 amino acids.